Messenger RNA from Nelumbo nucifera (sacred lotus), 1238 nucleotides. RefSeq names its product heavy metal-associated isoprenylated plant protein 28-like. Gene Ontology annotation, molecular function: metal ion binding. The record is from RefSeq and is a predicted model, not a curated record. NCBI's taxonomy places the organism in Eukaryota, Viridiplantae, Streptophyta, Magnoliopsida, Proteales, Nelumbonaceae.
UUUCUCUCUUCCAUUUCGAGCCUGCUGCAACUUACAUACCUUAGCAGACAGAGAUUUCCAGCUAUCUUUCUCAACACCCAAAUGACGGUUGCUCUCUCUCUCUCCCUGCAUCUCUCUUUUCUCUCUCCCUGCAUGCCUGCUUCUGUGUGUUUGUGUCAAAGAAAAAAAAAACAGACUUCUAUUUCUCUUUGAUAGCUGCAUGCAUACAUGAAACUUGUGAUUUGUGUGUUACAGUACAACUUCAUUCCAUAGAUCAUAUAACCUUCAGUGGGUAGAAAUAGGCAACAUCAAGCAACAAAGUUUGCUGUUGUUGAAGGUCAAAGGGUGAUUGGUGCUAGCUGUUGCAGUGCUUUAUUACCAUGCUGUUCUGUUGUUUUAAAGCUGAAAGGAUACAUUUCUUGGUUUGGGGGUGUCUUUUUUUUAGCAUUUCUCUAGGUUUUGAACAUACCCAUAUCAUGGCCAUACAUGAAUCACACCGACUCCUAUUGUUUUGGGUUUUCCAGAUUGUCGAGAUGAGAGUCUACAUGGACUGUGCUGGAUGUGAGAGCAAGAUCAAGAAGGCUCUUCAAAAACUACAAGGAGUGGAUGAAAUCGACAUAGACAUGGAAAUGCAGAAGGUGACUGUGACUGGGUGGGCAGAGCAGAGGAAAGUACUCAAGGCAGUGAGGAAGACCGGGAAGAGGGCAGAGCUGUGGCCCUACCCUUACAACCCGGAGUACCACGACUACACCCAUCGCUACAACUACUACAAUCAACAGCAUUUUCAGAGCCAUCCAUACACAUACUAUGCCACCACCCAACCUGCUUCUUCUUCUUCUUCUUCUUCUUAUAACUAUCGGAAGCAUGGGUAUGAUGGCCAUGACCAUGGCUACUAUCAACCACCUCCUUAUUCUACCAUCUUCGAUGAAAGGACUGGAGCUGUGUUCAGUGAUGACAACCCUAAUGCUUGUUCUAUCAUGUGAUCAUCAUGCAUUAAAAUGAUAUAAAUAUUAAUUAAUUAUAACGUGUUGUUUCUUUUGUUUGAUUCGUAUAAUCGUAUUUGUAUCUCUAUGUCUUACGGGUGCUGUCAAACGUAGGAGUGGUGUUUGACCCGACCCGACCCGACCCGGAAGUUCUGUCUAUUUGGGAAAUGGGAAAUUAUGUAAUUCUUUUUUUUUUUUUUAUGGUAAGGGAAAUUAUGUAAUUUCGCCCUAUAUGUAUAUUUUUGCUUUUACAUGAUCAUAUUUUAUCCGAGUCUA